Messenger RNA from Gavia stellata (red-throated loon), 1149 nucleotides. It is a transcript of the gene C30H1orf74, whose product is annotated as chromosome 30 C1orf74 homolog. The coding region runs from base 1 to 852 and encodes 283 amino acids. The transcript has a single exon. The record is from RefSeq and is a predicted model, not a curated record. NCBI's taxonomy places the organism in Eukaryota, Metazoa, Chordata, Aves, Gaviiformes, Gaviidae.
AUGGGCCCGCCGGCCGGGGCGGAGGCGGAGGCCCCGGCGGGCAGCGCCCUGUCGGCGCCGCGGCUGGUGGCGGCGGCGCGGGAGGAGCUGGGGGCCGGGGCCGCGGCCGGGCGGCGGUGGCGGUUGCCGGCGGCCCGUGCCCUGCAGCUAGCCGGGGAGGUGCUGGCGGUGGCGGCGGGGCUGAAGCCGGCCCUGCUGUACGACUGCGGCGCGGCGGGUCCCGCCGAGCUGCGGCGGUACCUGGCCCGGCUGAGGGAGGCCGGGCUGGCCCCGCGCCGCCUCCACUUGCUGGGCGUGGAGGGCUCGGCCCUGCUGCUGCACCCGGGGCUCGCCCGGCGGAGGCUGACGGCUGUGCUGCGCGCCCGCCCCGCGCCCUUCAUGGACGUCUCCGCGGGGCGGCAGUGCCCGGCUCUCUGCGGGCCAGCGGAGGCCGAGGCCAUCAGGGGCCACCUCGCUGCCCUCCUUGCCCACCUGCGGGCCGCCGAGGCCACCGCCACCGGCCCCGUGUCCUCCAGCGAGGUUGUGCCCGCGGGCUGGAACCUCUGCACCGUCGUCGGGGUGCUGCUGGGCUACCCGGCGGCGUACGCCUUCUCCGUGGAGGAGGGUGCGGAGAACUGCCUGGCGCUGACGCCGCUGAGGGUGUUCACGGUCCAGGCCUCCUGCCCCAGGAUAAGGGACAGUCUCAGGGUCCAGAUCUACUCCUUCAGCAUCCCGGAGAGCCUCUGCGCGGAGCUGAAGGAGGUGCUGGAUGCCUGGUGCGAUGAGCUGAAGGAGGCCUUCAGCGCGCAGAGUGACUUUGUAGAUCUCUGCAUUUUGUGCGAGGUGGUGUCUCUUCCAGCGGUUGCCUUGUAAAACACAAACUCGGACUUUUUGGCCUAUUUCUGUCCUCCAUCAGGGACUGAGGCGAGAGAUCCGGUUCUGUAUGUGAGGCCCACUGAGGCUCUCGAGAGGCCCGUGAGCAACAAAGGCUGAAUUUUGACCAUCUCGGGCCCCGGACCUUGUAGGCCAGUUGCAAAUCAAACGUGUACUUCCCAGAAGACCGGUGUGUGGAUGUGCGCACUCACAGCUGCUCUGCAGCCUCCAUCCGGACUGCGGAGUGUGCCCUGUAAAGCCAGGGUGUAUUUAUUUGCUGCGAACAGCUGAGGAUUA